AUGGCAUGGGCUGCGGUAAAGAUCUCCACUUGUUUCGUUGCUUCGCUCGCCGAGAAUAUCGCCACUGAAUUUGUUACGAAGGACGAAUCACAGGAUCCGCUACGCAUGACCUCUUGGUGUCCAACAUACCAAGUCGGAACUCAAUGUCCAGAGAACUCUCUUAUCUUUUACUAUAAGUGCUGUGGACAUCUUCACAAGGAGUGCUGUUCUCAUCUACGGGUCUGGGUUCUCGUGCUGAUUAUUGCCCUUCCGCUGUUAUUCAUUGUACCGCCUGUGGUGUAUUUGAUGCGUCGACUUCUUUGCAAAAACAAUCGGCCCUAUUCUGCUGGAAUUCAAAUGACGACACGCGAACAGAGAGAAAGUCGAAGUGCUGCCAGAUAG
Cooperia oncophora is the source of this 381-nucleotide messenger RNA. Lineage: Eukaryota; Metazoa; Nematoda; Chromadorea; Rhabditida; Trichostrongylidae. The record is from the annotation of a GenBank genome assembly.